CCCGCGACGCGUGGGCCGCGAAUAAGUCGCGUGCUCGUGCGGUGGUGACGGAGAAAGGGUCAGUCAAUAAAGGGGCAGGGGGUGCCGCUUUAUUUUUAGGGGUUCCGCGCGCGCGUGGAGCCUUUAUCCGGGGGGGUGAAACGCGGGGGGGGUGAAAAGGAAGCGGGAAGCGGGAAAAUGACCGCGCAUGGCGUGUCCGGACCCCGCGGCGUCGGGAGCGCUAUGCUCGACAAGAACGUCGAGAAGCUGCUCUCGGAGCCGUGGGGCGCGGCGAAGGUUGGCGUGCACUACACCAAAGAGGUCUUGGGGUCUCUUUGCGAGCAGUUCUCGCGACUCGAGCCGCAAGCGCGAAGGGGCGCGCUCCAGGGAACGUUGUUCAUGAGAAAAGGCCAAAGGUCGGGUCUGAACGACGAGGUCGAGGAUCUCGUCGCGGUCGCGACGGACGACAAAGACCAGUGGGCGAGCUUGAUCGCUCGCGCAUUAGGAGGGUUAAAGCAGCGCUUCGACUUGCAGCGGCUUCAGCAGGACGUUCCUGCGGUGAGUUACUCGCCGGAUCUCGAACGAACCCUAGCGCGGGAAUUCCGCGCGCAGUGAAUUUUCUCAUCCCCGUCUUCGGGGACGAACGAACGCUGAAAACAUCGAUCACCUUUCCUUCCUUUUCGUAAAGGUCGCGGACGCGCUCGCGUCAAUCAGGGAAAAGAUUCAAGUGGAAGGAACCCCGGACACUUACCGACCUCUGGAGGUGAACGUCUUUCCGUCUCGCAUCUCACACCGUUAGUUUACUAGCUAGCCUCGGUCUCGACUCGGACUCGACGCACGUUUCCCUCCCGAGGUCACACUCGGGGCUGCUCGCUCGUCGCGUGUGCGUCGUCGUUUCCGUCGUGUCCUAGUCGUCAUUGUCGAGAACCGUCAUUCAACGACGGUAUCCACGUUCCCUCUACGAACGUGCAC
Messenger RNA from Micromonas pusilla CCMP1545, 951 nucleotides. RefSeq lists its product as uncharacterized. NCBI's taxonomy places the organism in Eukaryota, Viridiplantae, Chlorophyta, Mamiellophyceae, Mamiellales, Mamiellaceae. The coding region runs from base 178 to 594 and encodes 138 amino acids. The record is from RefSeq and is a predicted model, not a curated record. The transcript has a single exon.